This is a messenger RNA of Oryza sativa Japonica Group (Japanese rice), 1205 nucleotides long. The record is from RefSeq and is a predicted model, not a curated record. NCBI's taxonomy places the organism in Eukaryota, Viridiplantae, Streptophyta, Magnoliopsida, Poales, Poaceae.
UUAAUUAAGGCGUGUGCCAGCGAAGCCAUCCAGCUACUCUCGCGCCCAAAACCACCACCCGCGCGCGCCCAACCUUUCCCUUCCAUUUUAUUCAUCCUCAUCUUCUUCUUCUUCAUUCAAUUCCCCGCAUAUGAUAACAAGACGACCACCACCAAUCGCCGGAGGUGGAGAAGACGACGACGUACGACGAAUUGGCUAUAGCUAGCUAGCUAGCUGAUUGAUCCACCGAUCGAUCGAAGAGGAAGAAGAAGAAUUGAUCGAUCGAUCGAUUGAUUGAUCGAUUGAUCAGAGAGGAAGAAGAAUUUGAUUGAUCGAUCGACGACGAAGCUAUAUAUAUAGUCGUCGGAUUGAUCGAUCGAUCGAUGGCGGAGGAGCGGAGGAGAGACGACGGCGGCGACGUGGAGGUGGAGCUGAGCCUCCGGCUGAGGACCGGGGACGACAGUACAAGUGCUGACCCGGCGCCGGCGACGGUGGCGGCGGAGGCGAGGAGGAACUUGACCAUCUUCUACAACGGCCGGAUGUGCGCCGUCAACGUCACCGAGCUACAGGCGAGGACGAUCAUAUCCAUGGCGAGCCAAGGAAAUUUCGGCAAGCAGCAGCAGCAGCAAAUACAGGGUAGGGACGAUCACCACUACCACCAGGGCGAGAGCAGCAGCGGCGGCGGCGUUUCCACGGCGGCGGCGCGGCACUGCGACGUCGCCGGCAGCAGCAGCAGCCACAGCGGCAGCGGCAGCGGCAGCGCGACGCCGCCCCGGCCGGCGCUGGUUUCUCCUCGCGCGGGCCUUCAGGCGGCCGCGGCGGCGGCGCCGACGAUGAACCAGCCGCCGGCGGCGAGCGGGCUGUCCAUGAAGCGGUCGCUGCAGCGAUUCCUCGAGAAGAGGAAGACGAGGGCCGCCGCGCCGCUGUACGCCCGGCGAUAGGCCAGCCGCUCGCCAGCGCCGCCGAUGAGACGACACAAGUUUUAUUUUCUUUCUCCUCUUCUCUUUUUCUUUCUUUGUUAUGAUCCACACAUGACAAAAUAUGAGUACCUAGUAGUUUGUUUAAUUGAUGAGUUAUGUUUCAUUAGGUUCUUUAAUUGUUUUUAGCUCAACCAAAUUUUGUACUAACUGGUUGAGUUUUUUUUUUUAACAUGAUAUAUACACAGACGCCCAUAUAUGUACAUGCGUGUACAUUUACCUAUAUGAAGACAGCUUAAUUUACUCUUA